Enterospora canceri is the source of this 201-nucleotide messenger RNA. The record is from the annotation of a GenBank genome assembly. NCBI's taxonomy places the organism in Eukaryota, Fungi, Microsporidia, Enterocytozoonidae.
AUGGCAUAUUCUCUUUCUGUAUUCAUUCAUGUCUCCAUUAUAGAAGGCGUAGUCUCCUGCAAUCUUCUUGCUGUACAUGCACAGGAAUACGCCACAAUCACUGCCAUUGAACUGUUUUGGAAUUGGCCCAGUUUCCUUGAAAGCAGCUGGACUGGCUGUAUUGAUUUUAUUACCUGUGAUAUUCUCCAGAAUGCGCCUUAA